AUAUUCUGUACAUAUUGCAAUGUUUGGCUAAAAAAAACAAGUGUUUUUCUCAAAAUAUUAAAGUUUUCUGUUUUUAUUUACAGAAAUUAUGUAUAAAAAGUAAUAAAUAACUAUAAAAUAAUGGAAGAUUUACUUGCCUGCCGAGUUUGUCUAGCAACAAAUGUGAAACUUUACGACUUAUACAAAAAUAAUCUGAAUAAUAUUUACGAAAUAAUAACUGGCAUUGAGGUCGCCCCAGCAGACAACUAUCCACAGCAUCUGUGUGUAUACUGUACUGCGUUACUUCUAAAAUGUGCUUCGUUCAGAGACAGAUGUAUAAAGGCACAGGAACUCAUGAAAUUGGCUGAACGGGAAUGUGAAAUUCUAACGACCACAAAACUGCAAUCCAUAGCCGUACUUCACGAAACAAAUCUACCAUAUACUAUAUCUGACUUAAACACUACAGAAAUAAUAGACAUACACAUUAAGACAGAACCAGAAGUGAUAUUAAAGGAAGAAGUAGAUUAUAGUGAUGAAGAACCGCUUGCAAAUAAGAUUAAAAAGAAGAUUUCUGAAGAAGAAUUGUCUGUAAAGGACUUUGAAACGAAUGUUGAUGACGAUAGAAGUGAUAUUGGUUUGCAAAGCGAUGUUGGUGUUGAAUGCAAGAAUGAUGUUUCUGAAAUUGAUAUUGAGUUAAAAUGCCUAACAAAAGAGGAACAAUACAACGAAUUAUUAGCGAGAAAGAAUUCACAGAAUUAUAUAAACUCCUUCUACAAAUGCGAGCUAUGUUUCAAAGGGUUCCUUCAAGACGAGACGUAUAAGAAACAUAUGAUACGACAUGACCCGUCAUCAGGCGACCAAACGUGCGACAUUUGCAAAACGCGAUGGCCCAAUACAAGAGCUUUAAAAUCCCAUAUAACAACAGCCCACGAACGCAAAUAUACAUGCAAGCUAUGUAACUUAGAAAUCAAGAGCUCUCAUCGUGCGAAAGAACAUUUGCGAUGGCAUAAGGGCCAUAAAUUUGUAUGUAAAAUGUGUGGGCUAACAUUUUCGAAGUCUACUAGUCAUUUAACACAUGUUAGAUUGCACCAUCCGUCGAAAAAUUGCUGCGAAAUUUGUGGAGAAAGCUUUCUAAGUGAAGUUGGGUUAAGAAUGCAUUGUAAGAAGUCUCAUAGGGAGGUUGAGGUAAUAGUGACGCGUCCGAAGAUCACAUGUUGUGUAUGUGACACCCACUUCAAGACUGCCGAAGCUAUGGCACGGCAUGUCGCUCAUACUGCCGACGGUGUAUGCGAUGCCAAGUACAGUUCGUGCUACCAAUGUGGGCAGAAUUAUCCGACCCAGCUUGCUUUAAAGGAACACAUGAAAACACAUGAUAACGGAGUCAAAUGCGAAGAGUGUGACAGACAGUUCGCUCACAGCCGCUCCUUCUCGAUCCACUACCAACGUGUCCACCUGGGAAUCAAACUGCAACCCUACAAGCCGCGAGACAGACGCCCCCACGUGGACUGGGUGUGUGAAAUAUGUGGGAAAACUUGUAUAUCCAAUGCAUCACUGGUAUGCCAUCAGCGAAUACACACGGGAGAGAAGCCCUACCAAUGCAGAGACUGCCCCAAGCGGUUCAGUAUAUUUCAGAGAUUAAAGAUUCACCAACGGACCCACACUGGUGAGAGACCAUUCAAAUGUUCGGUGUGUCCCAAGGCGUUCAAACAUAAAGCUGCUUUAAACAGACAUGAUCGGGUACACUCCGGAGCGAAGCCCUACCAAUGUAUUCACUGUGGAAAAACAUUUUCUCAGUCAAACUCUAGGAAGCUACAUAUUAGGACUGUACAUCUAAAGCUACCUACCCCCUAUCGCAGCAGUCGGUAUAGGAAUGAAGAUACAGAUGUGUUAGACAAUAAUACCCUCAAAUAACCAGGUUAAACAAGGUCAAAAUUUGGAUGGGUGACCGCUUUUUUCAUCGGAAUUAGUUGGAAAUUGUAUUCUGUUGGAUAUAGGUGUCUUUUUUGGAGAUUUCUCAUUAAUCCCCAUGGUUGGCGAUUUGUGUGGGGAUUAACGUUAUAUCCUAUCGUUUUGUGGCAUUUAUGUGUCUUAAUUUAUUUUUUAAAUUUAUAAUAAUAGGGAUGAAGGCGGGGUAUGAAAAUUAAAAAUCUAUUUAGUCCGUCAGUUAGCUAAUGAAAAAAUAUUAGACACGUAUUUUUUUAUUUUGUCAUAUAAGAUAACAAUACUGAGAUAAAACGAAUCAAAGUUUAGGAGUGGGGGCAAAUACGUCAUUUCUACGUAUAAAACGCACCUAGAAGUAACGUCACGCGAUAUUUAAGUCAGUCAAAGUCAAAAUCAUUUAUUUCAAAUAGACCAGGAAGGCACUUUUGAACGGCAAAGCAAAUAUAAUAAUAUUAAUAACGUCUGUCUGUCGGUCAGUCCUCUAGUUGCUCUAUUUGCUCGUUCCAAAGUGUAGAUUCCUAUGGAGAAGAACGAGCAAGAAACUCUAUAGUUUCAAAUCAAUAUAAUAUAUAAUAUAUUCAAAAGUAUUUGUUUCGGUAAGAAAAUAAAAAAUACGUGUGUAAUGUUUUAAAAUAAUCUACAAGACGGACAUUGAAAUAAACAUUAGUCAUCUACCCUAAUAUAUUAGGUAUCAAUGCUGUUUAUACGUAAGCAAUGGCAUUUAAAUGUCACCAGUUAUUUUAUAAUAUUUAAUACGAAUCCCCAAAAAAGAUUAAUAGAAAUAAAUAAAUAAAUCAAAUUAUG
Messenger RNA from Spodoptera frugiperda (fall armyworm), 2724 nucleotides. Its product is annotated as zinc finger protein ZFP2-like. Bases 121 to 1890 code for a protein of 589 amino acids. The record is from RefSeq and is a predicted model, not a curated record. Gene Ontology annotation, cellular component: nucleus. NCBI's taxonomy places the organism in Eukaryota, Metazoa, Arthropoda, Insecta, Lepidoptera, Noctuidae. The transcript has 11 exons. Gene Ontology annotation, molecular function: RNA polymerase II transcription regulatory region sequence-specific DNA binding; DNA-binding transcription factor activity, RNA polymerase II-specific; zinc ion binding. Gene Ontology annotation, biological process: regulation of transcription by RNA polymerase II.